CCUGCACCAGACAAUGCUAGGCUGAAUACGCCCUUACGAUAGAAACACUUGAGCUGUUAAAUAGAGACAGACAGCUUCCUUCAAACUGCAAGCUUUCCGGCCGACACUACCCACACACUUGCGACAAAAUGGUACACAAGACAAGAAUCUACAACUGGUACAUCUGCCUAGUGGCAGCCGGGUGCAUGGUUUUGAUGGGCUAUGAUGCUUCCGUCUUCAACUCCGUACAGAACUCCGAUCAUUGGCAUGCUUACUUUGACAAUCCCGACAGCUACAUGCUUGGCUUGAUGAACACGGUGUACACCGUUGGUGGUAUCAUUACAGGGUGGUUCUUCGCAGGCCCUUUGGCGGAUUACGCGGGUCGCCGCUGGGCAAUGGGAAUUGGCUGCUUCAUUACGAUUAUCGCGACCUUCAUGCAAUGCUUUCCUCCACGCAGUAGCGCAGUCCCAGUUUUCAUGGCUGGCCGUGUCCUUAUUGGAUGUGGACAAGCCCUCGCUAUCGCUGCCGGCCCUAUUUACAUCGGCGAAGUCACACCCUCCUAUAUCCGUGGUGUCGUCAUGGCCUUCUGGCAGAUGUUCUACUCGGUUGGAUCGUUUGUGGCCUAUUGGGUCAACUACGCAGCAGGAAAGCACAAGGCCACGCUCGGCGAGUGGGAUUGGAAAAUGGUCGUCAUCUUCCAGCUCCUGCUUCCGAUCCUCAUUAUCUGCCAGCUGCCCUUCAUGCCUGAGUCGCCUCGCUGGCUAGUCCAGAGAAAGCGCGAUGUGGAAGGCGCUCGAGGGGUUCUCCAGCAGGUCCGUGACAGUGACGAGGAGAUCGACAAUGAAUUAGCUGCGAUCCGCGAAGCCAUUCAAUACGAGCGCGAGGCACUUGAUAGCGGCAAGAGAGCAUACAUGACACUGCUUAAGGAUGCUAGUGUCCGCAAGCGUCUUCUCCUCACCUUUGUGCUGAACAUCGGUCAGCAACUCACCGGCCAAGGGACGUUCAACUCAUACUCAUCGACUAUAUACCAGAAGAUCUGGACCAGCGGCGACACUAUCAACCUAAUUAAUGCACUGAACGCAACAUUCGGCAUCUUAUUCACGCUCAACGCAACAUGGACUGUCGACCGCUUCGGCCGCAAGUUCCUGCUGAUGGUUGGCGCUACCGGUAUGGCCGUGUGCAUGCUCGUCACAGCGCUUGUUGGUCUGGAAACGCCCUCUACACCAGAAGGGGCCAAGACCGAGCCGGUUGGCAUCGCGAUCGUCUUCCUUAUGUUCCUCUUUGCGUUCUUCUACAAGCCGUCCUGGGGCGCAACCGUAUGGAUCUAUACAGCGGAGGUGUUCCCUAUGAAUGUGCGAGCCCAAGCUGUUGGUAUGUGCUCGCAGAUGCAGGGUGUUGCGAACACCAUCUUUCAACAAUUCUUCCCGAUUUUCUAUGAGAGAGAGGGACUAAAAUCAUUCUUCUUCUUCAUGACCUGCAACGUCUUUCUUGCAGUAUUUGUAUGGUUCCUCAUUCCAGAGACGAAGAAAGUGGCUCUUGAGGAGAUGGAUACCCUCUUUGGUGGUACGAGCCAUGUGGAGAAGGGUGCUGCUAUGCUGCACGAACAGAAGCUGGGGCAUGAGGAUAUUGAGCAAGGAAAGGAGGACAAAGAGGAAGUCGAAGUUGUCGCUGCUGGACAGACCCCUCCAAGGUAGCGCCCCCGGAUAUAGAAUCCGGCCACGUAGCUAGUUCAGCACCUCACGCUUAGUUUUCUUUAGCAAUCUCACUCAUUGCUUUGAAGGGAUUCUCAC
This is a messenger RNA of Aspergillus versicolor CBS 583.65, 1769 nucleotides long. RefSeq names its product sugar porter family MFS transporter. The coding region runs from base 129 to 1673 and encodes 514 amino acids. Lineage: Eukaryota; Fungi; Ascomycota; Eurotiomycetes; Eurotiales; Aspergillaceae. Gene Ontology annotation, cellular component: membrane. Gene Ontology annotation, biological process: transmembrane transport; carbohydrate transport. The transcript is spliced from 6 exons. Gene Ontology annotation, molecular function: carbohydrate:proton symporter activity. The record is from RefSeq and is a predicted model, not a curated record.